This is a messenger RNA of Rhodamnia argentea, 996 nucleotides long. RefSeq lists its product as uncharacterized. Lineage: Eukaryota; Viridiplantae; Streptophyta; Magnoliopsida; Myrtales; Myrtaceae. Gene Ontology annotation, cellular component: cytoplasm; nucleus. The record is from RefSeq and is a predicted model, not a curated record. The coding region runs from base 77 to 823 and encodes 248 amino acids. The transcript has 2 exons. Gene Ontology annotation, molecular function: nucleic acid binding; 3'-5' exonuclease activity.
CGCUUCACUCUUCACGCCUCCCACGCCGCGAGCCAUUCUGUUACUCCCUUUCUCUCUCUCUCUCUCUCUCCCGAUCAUGGAGUCGGCGAAGGAGGAGAUCAAGGCCAUGGAGGUGCAGGUCGAGAAGGAUCCCAACCGGAAGUACGUGUUCGACGUCAUCAUCGGCGACAAGUUCUUCCUCGCCACCACCGUCACCGGCGGCCCGGAUGGCGACUCCAUCGUCAAGGACUGGGUUCAGCAGGUGCAGAAGUCGCACCGCAAGGGGAAGAAGGGAGAGGUCGUCGUCGGUAUCUCCGCCGAGCGAAGCCGGAGCUACGCGAAUGCGCCUUGGAAGCCCCAUCUGAUGUCGCCUGGUUCAAAGGACAAUCCCUACGACUUGCUCCAGCUCUGCGCGGGGAACCAGUGCCUUCUCUACGAACUCGAUCCUUCGCACCCUAUCCCCAAAAUCCUCAAGGACUUCAUCCACGAUUCGAGGAUCUUCGGCGUCGGGAUAGAGGCGAUGGCCAAGGAGCUCGAGAGGGAGGUCGGGCUGACGAUGCGUAAGCCCGUGGAGCUCCGGAAGCUGGCGGAGAGGUCUAAGGAGAUCUCGGUCGGGUACGUGGACUUCCGGAGGAAGAAUCUGGAGCAGCUGGGGAGGAUUGUGCUGGGAGGGGAAGCGGAGAUGGCGAGGCCUAGGAAGAUGAAGUGGCAGAUCCACGAUAAGUAUGGCCCGAAACCCUGGGAUUAUGAUGUCAGGCUCUCCGACGACAUGAUCAAGCAUGCGAGCAUCGACGCCUUCCUGGCUUGCAAGAUGGGGACGAAGCUGUUGAAGAACGUUGACUGAUCACGGUUAGUCCCGCGCUUUUUUGGGUACAUACUACUGAUACGGUGGUGGUUAUCAAGUUUGCUGAUGAUGGAGUUGAUGAUCGCCAAUUAGGCACUAUUAGCACAAGAACUUCGUCGUGUCUCUGCAAUAAUAAGUCUGUGUAGUCGUACUAGUAUCGAGGAAUUCCGAUA